AUGUCAGAAUAUAUUACCGUAUUGUACAGCGGAUGUAUAAUAGGCAAAAUUGUUAUGGAUGAUAUAAUACCUUAUGAUGCUUUGCUUGGAAUCAUCUUAUUUAUUUUAAUCACCGUUUGCAGAGUAUUAAUUUAUAUGAUUCUUUCACCUAUUUUAAUACAUAUUGGAUAUUAUUUGGGAUACACUGAAAUAAUGGUUGCCGCAUUUGGAUUUUAUGUGAACCCAAUGAUGGUCAUAGCUCUCUUAAUGACACUAACAAACCCACAAGAAUUCUCUUUAGGAGUGAGAAUUUUGACUAUAUACAUGGUGGUACAAUUAUGCAGUAUGUUUGUAAGCACGGUAAUUUUUAUGGCAUCAUUUAGAUUUACAAAGUUUAGUCAGUUUUCUAUGGCGGCAAAGACAAAUAUGAAUAAUUCCAUAGAACAUCUCAAAAUUACCACUGCAAAUUUUAUUUUUAUACUGAAAACUGAUAAAUCCAAUUAUGAUACAGACUGGAAUAUGGUUACUAAAUAUUCAACAUUAAAGCAUCCUUACGAAUCUGAUUUAGAUUAUGAUAUGACAAAUAUUUUAAGUAAAAAUUUAGUUGUAACAUGUCCAAAUUGUCUAAGAGACACACCAAGAAAACUUUCGAAAAGAGAACAGAAUGAAAUAAAAUUGGUUACAAAAAACAGAAUUUUGAUAGCCAGAAAAAUUGCAUACUUACGUCAUAUUAAUGCUGGAACUAUCACUUAUGACGCUGGAAAUACUCUAAUUUUCAUCGUAGAAGAUGCAAUUGGAUCACCUAAAAAAGAAAUUAAAAUGAAACAUUUUAGAAAUCGAUUCUCAUUAAAAUCUCUUACAAGAAAUGUGGUGAAAAUGUUAUCAGAGGUAUUAUUUUUUGACGUUUUACAUAGAGCACCUCGUCCGAAAAGUGUAAUGUAUUGUUUGUGCUGGAUAUUGGUCAAGUAUCACGUUACUGAUGCAAUAAUUAUUUUAACGAAUAUGACCGCAUUUGUUCUGAUGAUUACUUUGUGGAAAAUUGACUUUAUUUUACUAGAUCCUUUUGUGAUAUACAUUUUUGAGAUUGUUUUCAUUACAUUAGCCUUAUCUUCCCCUAAAUUUUUCCCCACUGGGAUUAAACAUAGUGCUAAGUAA
Messenger RNA from Aethina tumida (small hive beetle), 1134 nucleotides. RefSeq names its product sodium/hydrogen exchanger 10-like. The coding region runs from base 1 to 1134 and encodes 377 amino acids. The transcript is spliced from 5 exons. NCBI's taxonomy places the organism in Eukaryota, Metazoa, Arthropoda, Insecta, Coleoptera, Nitidulidae. The record is from RefSeq and is a predicted model, not a curated record.